This is a messenger RNA of Cynara cardunculus var. scolymus (artichoke), 2744 nucleotides long. Its product is annotated as ATP-dependent DNA helicase DDX11. Gene Ontology annotation, biological process: establishment of sister chromatid cohesion; nucleobase-containing compound metabolic process. The record is from RefSeq and is a predicted model, not a curated record. The transcript is spliced from 9 exons. Gene Ontology annotation, molecular function: DNA helicase activity; ATP binding; hydrolase activity, acting on acid anhydrides, in phosphorus-containing anhydrides. NCBI's taxonomy places the organism in Eukaryota, Viridiplantae, Streptophyta, Magnoliopsida, Asterales, Asteraceae. Gene Ontology annotation, cellular component: nucleus. Bases 16 to 2628 code for a protein of 870 amino acids.
AAAGGAGGAAUCGCCAUGCUCGAAAGUCCAACUGGGACAGGAAAAACCCUAAGCAUAAUCUGUAGCGCUCUGCAAUGGCUUGUUGAUCGAAAGCAGCGACGGAAUGAUGACAGUUCAGUUUCAGUCGAUACGCAACAGAAUGGAACAACUGGAGAUCGUUCUGGGCCAGAUGAUGAUCCUGAUUGGAUGAGGAAUAUUUUAGGUAAUAAAGAAGUGGAAGGCCCUAAGAAGAAGGUUAAGCUUAAGAAAAGAUACGGAUUUAAAAGUAAAAAACGUGAUAAGACUGGAAUUGAGGAGGGUUUGAAUGAUUUAUUUAAUCAUUUUAGAGAAAUUGAAGUUGAUUACGAUAUGUAUGGCAAGGAACAAAAUAAUUUGAUAGCAAAAGGUGAUGGGGAGAAGUUAGAUGACAAGGAGUUCUUGGUAGAAGAAUACGAGAGCGAAGAUGAGAAAAGUGGAUUAUCUAAGAGAAAAAGUGGUGGAAUUUGCAGCUCAUCCUCGAGCGAGGGUGAAAAUGAAGCUGAUGAAUUCAGUGAUGAAGAGGAAGAGGCAGAAUUCAAGAUUUAUUUCUGUAGCAGAACACAUUCACAGCUCUCACAGUUUGUAAAAGAAUUGAGGAAGACGGUUUUCGCUGGUCAGUUAAAGGUUGCAUGCUUGGGCUCUAGGAAGAACUUUUGCAUAAAUGAAGAGGUUUUGAAGCUUGGGAAUUCCACUCUCAUUAAUGAGCAAUGCUUGGAUCUUCAAAAGAAUAAGAAAAAUCAAGUUUCUAAAAUGAAGAAUUCGGGUGUUGGGGGAAGAGUACGCAAGACAAAGGCCUCAGGUGGAUGCCCAAUGCUUAGCAAACAUAAGCUACAAAAGCAGUUCAGGCAUGAAAUGACUGACCAAGGACCGGUAGAUAUUGAAGAUCUUGUUCACAUUGGAAGCAGUUUAGGAACUUGUCCAUACUAUGGUUCUAGAAGCAUGGUCCCUGCAGCAGAUCUUGUGGUUCUUCCUUAUCAAUCUAUUCUUUCUAAAUCUUCACGGGAAUCACUUGGUUUAAGCUUGAAGAAUAGUGUUGUUAUCAUAGAUGAGGCUCACAACCUUGCUGACUCUCUCAUCAGCAUGUAUGACUCGAAAAUAACUUUGUCCCAGUUGGAACUUGUUAAUUCCAGUUUAGAAGGUUACUUUCAACGAUUUCGCAAUCUCCUAGGACCAGGCAACCGCAGACACAUUCAAACAUUGAUGGUUCUCACUCGAGCUUUUAUACAAACUUUAUGCAACAAGGAUAACGCUAGUUUGGUUGAUUCGUCUUGUUGUCCAGCAAAAAAUGUGUCUGAGUGCUCAUUGUGCAUCAAUGAGUUUGUGUUUUCUCUCAACAUUGACAACAUUAACUUGGUGAAAUUGCUACAAUAUAUUAAAGACAGCAAUAUGAUUCACAAGGUCAGUGGGUAUGGGAAUAAAAUAAUUAACUUACAAAAUGAUACUACCCUUCAAGAUAAGGAAUGUCGUGCCGAGGGAAGCUUUUUAUCAGGGUUCCGUGCAUUAGCUGGAAUGUUACUCUCACUAACAAAUCGAGAUAGUGAUGGGAGGAUAAUAGUCUCAAGGAAAAGACCAUCAGACUUUGGGCAACAAGGAGGAUAUCUAAAAUAUGUUAUGCUCACCGGGGAGAAGAUCUUUCAUGAGAUUGUUGAUGAAGCCCAUGCUGUUGUAUUGGCUGGUGGAACUCUCCAACCUAUAGAAGAAACAAGGGAGAGGCUCUUUCCGUGGCUAUUGCCAGAUCAGUUGCAUUUCUUCUCUUGUGGUCAUAUAAUUUCAUCGGACAAUAUAUUGCCUAUUUCUGUUUCACAAGGACCCUCUGGUCAGUCCUUGGAUUUUAGCUAUAGCUCUAGAAGUACAUCCACCAUGGUUGGGGAGCUAGGGGUUCUACUUUGCAAUCUGGUUACAGUGGUUCCACAAGGUAUUGUUGUGUUCUUCUCUUCAUUUGAUUAUGAAGAAUGUGUCUACAGUUCUUGGAAAACAUCAGGCAUCCUUGGUAGGAUUAUGAAGAAGAAACAUGUGUUCAGAGAGCCAAGAAAAAGCACGGAAGUGGAAACCGUUCUGAAAGAAUACAAGGAAUCAGUUGAUGCAUUGUCUAAUGCAAACUCGAAAGAUGUACCAGUAGCUCAUAAUGGUGCGGUGCUUCUUGCUGUAGUUGGUGGAAAGAUAUCAGAAGGUAUCAAUUUCAGUGACGGAAUGGGGCGAUGCAUAGUCAUGGUUGGAUUGCCAUAUCCAAGCCCAUCUGAUAUUGAGUUGAUGGAAAGGGUGAAGCAUAUUGAUGGUCUUGGAGACGGUCCAUGCUUCAAUGGAGAAGCUCAAGCAGGAUUCGACAUUUUAAGAAGUUGCAAGCGUAGAGGACGAGAGUACUAUGAAAAUCUUUGCAUGAAGGCUGUAAACCAGUCUAUUGGCAGAGCUAUUAGACACAUUAAUGAUUAUGCAGCAAUCUUACUGGUGGACACGCGUUACACAUCAGAUUCUUCAAGAAAGAGCUUUCACCCGACCAACAAGCUCCCACGUUGGAUCAAAGACCGUCUCAUUUCUAGCACCAGUAAUUACGGAGAAGUCCACCGAUUGCUUCAUCAAUUCUUCAAAUUUCACAAAAGCAAGUCCAUUUAGCAGGUAGAAAAGUUGGACCCUUGGAUUGCAACAGAGCAUGAUCCAUAUAAGUUUUGUACUUUUCUCCCUCUAGUUGGUGAAAAUUAAUAUUACACAUAUACACUGAAUAAUAGCUC